AUGAAGCUCAUGAACCUUCCUAAUGAGAUUUUGCUUCAUAUUGCCAGUUAUCUUGGAAAAGAGCUGGACAUCAAUGCGUUCUCGCAAGUCUGCAGACACCUUCACUCAUUACUCGAUCGUACUCUGUACCAGCACAAUGUUCGCUAUUCUGAUAGUACCGCUCUGCUCUGGGCAGCGCGUCAGGGUCGUGUCGAAACUGCAACAAAGGUCUUGGACGCAUGUUGCCAGCGCCAGGCAACUAUCAAUGACCGGGAACACCCAUCAGCUGUAAAGGCGAUAAUGGGCACUUCUGUAUCUGGAUCUGCCUGUACUCGUCUCGGCAGAGAGGACAUUACCAACAGGCUUCCACAUAUCACCAUCCGAUCCGUUGACGACAAUGGUCAGCCGUCGACGCCUCUGAUGGCAUGUAUUAAUUCGCGUACAAUUGAUUUAGGCCAGACAGCCUUGUCAAUCGCUGCAGAGUGUGGGUAUCUAAAAUUCGCGGAACUCUUGAUAGAAGCCCAGUGUGAUAUCGAAGCGUUAGAUCGCAAUGACCACUCUCCGCUAUUUCACGCCAUAUGCAAUAAACAUAUCAGCCUGGCGAAGUGUCUGCUUUUGGCGGGAGCUGAUCUCCACGCACAGGCCUUCCCCGAAGAAUCGUUGAUCUGCUGCGCUGCAAGGUGCGGCCAUCUUGCGUCCUUGAAACUGCUUCGUGAAUAUGGGGCAUUUUCGAAGCUUGAACCCACGCCCGUACUUCGAUUACUGCCAUUACAGGUGGCUGUAAGUGGCAAGCAUUACGAAGUGGCUGAAUUUCUUCGGGGGGCCCUGGAGUUGGACGCAUUGAUUGAGCUGGAAAGUGAGAACGUCCGCGCUUUACUGAUUUCCAUAGCUGCUGCUUGCGGCUGGGAGGAUUUUGUGCAUCGACUGCUGAUCCUUGAAUGCCCGGUGGAUGUAAUCGCGCAAGAUGAAGCCAUAUCAUGGCCCUCGAAAAGAGUGUAUCCCUUAUGCAGAGCAGCCGCAAACGGUCACUACCGAGUUGUACAAUUACUCCUAAAGUGGGAUGCGAGCCCCAAUCCCCCGCCCGGGCACCGAGCGGAGAUGGGGCCCUUGUUUUGGGCAAUCCAGGGUGGAUACACCAUGAUUGUUGAACUCCUCCUUGACAAUGGAGCGAAUCCGAAUACACCCGACUCCCACGGGGAAUCGAUGCUGGCGUUGUCUUUACCACACGCUGCGAUAUUUCGACUGCUAGUAUGGCGAGGCGCUCAUGUCAUCGAUAGGAGAAUUGUCAUUUGUAUGAGGAUCUUGGCGCUUUCUACUUGUUCUGUUCUCAGCUAUUAUUUAUUCAUGGUCUAG
This is a messenger RNA of Penicillium diatomitis, 1332 nucleotides long. RefSeq lists its product as uncharacterized. Bases 1 to 1332 code for a protein of 443 amino acids. Gene Ontology annotation, molecular function: protein binding. NCBI's taxonomy places the organism in Eukaryota, Fungi, Ascomycota, Eurotiomycetes, Eurotiales, Aspergillaceae. The transcript has a single exon. The record is from RefSeq and is a predicted model, not a curated record.